Messenger RNA from Linnemannia hyalina, 1107 nucleotides. Lineage: Eukaryota; Fungi; Mortierellomycota; Mortierellomycetes; Mortierellales; Mortierellaceae. The record is from the annotation of a GenBank genome assembly.
AUGGCAGACCAGGCAGAAAUCCUCAGGAAGAGACGAGAAGCCCGCCAGAAAAAGAUUCUCGAAUCGGGAGAAUCCCGCCUUAGCAAGAUCACCGGCACAUCAGGCACCAACGCCCAGGUCGCCCCUUCCCCCGCCGUCAUCCAGGCCCGUGAGCAGCUCCAGAAGAAGGAGCAGGAGGAAGAGCGAUUGAAGGCGAUGAAAGCCACUGUUGGAGCAGGAACAGUGCCUGCCAUCAUCAGCGCGGACACGGUUGAGAGCAGUGAGCCAGUAGCAAAGAACACGUCCGCGCCAACGUCGCCACGGAUAAGCCGUCAACCCUCCGUGUCAUCCACAACUGCACCAGCACCAACGGCAUCAUCAACAACAGGAUCAGGAGUUCAAACAGCAUCGGCAGCAAAGACGACACCCACAGUUGAGGACGCCAACGACGCAGAUCCUGACGAUUCAUUAGGCGCCCCUCCAACACACACCGCCAACGCAUCCACAUCCUCGCCCUUUGCCACAAUGGGCGCCGGUGGCCAGCCCAAUCCGUUCAUGAUGAACGAUCCCUUCUUCUCCUCGCCACAGCAACAACAGGCUCUGACCCGGAUGAUGAUGCAGGAAGAGGCUGCUGGAAGCAACAACGCCGCAGCAAGGCAACACCAGGCUGGAUUUGGAGGCGCACCUCCAGGAUUCACGGUGAUCACACCUCAGGUCGAUCUGACGGCUCGCUGGUGGAAGCUGUUGCACUUUGUGCUUUCGGUCUUGUUUGGCGUUGGCGUUGUGUAUGCAGAGUACAGACGUCAGGGGGAUCUUGGACGCUUUGAUGCCCUUGCCACCGACAAGCCCACGCCUUAUGGUGUCUACCAAGUCGCACCCAUGCCUGUGUUCUGGUACUUUGUGACGAUGGAACUGAUCCUGCAAUCGAGUCGGAUGGUAUUACACGGCGUGACGGCGUCGCCCAGCAGCACUUUGGGUACCAUUGCAGGAUUCCUUCCUCCACCCUUCUCGGACAUGAUCCGGAUCUUUAUGCGCUAUCGCCUCAUCUGGUCGUCAAUGGUCAAUGAUCUCUCGGUUAUUGUCUUUAUUGUCGGCAUCACCAUCGUGUUUACUCAUAUGUUUUCGUAA